AUGAAGAGAGGAGAGAAACCAGAGGGCUACAGGCAGAUGAGACCCAAAACGUUCCCAGCCAGCAACUACAGCGGCAACAGCCAACACAUGCUGCAGGAAAUCCGUAACAGUUUGCGAAAUCUCUCGAAGCCGUCAGACCCACCUAAAGUGGACUUUAGUGGGAAAAUGCUCCCGGAGGACAUACGGCAACAGGGUCGCUGCUUCAACCCCAAGAACCCUCAUCAUAAGGCCUUGCGGUCGAUCCGCGAGUCCUUGAUGCCUUUUGCAAAUGAGCCCGGCACUUCAGCCGAGCUCAACAAACACAUGUCAGUGGAGCCUCCGUUUGCUGGCUUCGAGGAGACGGCUGGUCGCAGUGUGGGGUCCGCUGUCGACUACAUGACAAAAAUGAACUACCAGGACUCGCUGAGGGAACAGAUGGUUGUCCCCAAUCCAAGCACUGCAUGCCUCAAAGCUCCAGGUGCAGCUCACAUGCAACAGUCCUUACUGAGGAGACCCAGCUGGAAAGGGUCGAAAGAAUCCCUGGCUCCUCGACACGCAAUGGUGUACCGCUCAGAUAGUCCAGGGCCCCCUCCCGCCUUUCCGCAAAGUCACUCUGUCAACAGCCAGAGAGUCAAUCCUCCCCUGCCACCGCAAGUUCGUAGCGUCACGCCUCCUCCCAACCGUGGACCGAUGCCCUCGGCGUCUUCCUGGGACAGCAACCCGUCGACCAAACGCUACUCUGGCAACAUGGAUUAUCUCGUGCCUCGCAUCUCCCCGGUGCCUCAGGGGGCCUGGGCUGACGGUUAUCCCACAGCGUCGCCGCAGAACCAGCGUGGGAUGAGCCCGGUUCCAAUGGGUCAAAUGCCCAUCAUCAUGCAAAGCUCCGGAGGAAAUAAAUUUAACUUCCCAUCAGGCUGGUCUCAGAAUGGCUCAUCUCAGGCAGACCACAUGGCAGGAGGCAGUAGGCAGCCUCCUCCCCCUUACCCGGUCAACCAAAGCAGCAGACACAGUCCCACUGACCAGCAGCUGCAGGCCGGCGGGCCCGCUUCUUCUCCGUCGUACGUUAACGGUGGCAGCAUCCCUCAAUCCAUGAUGGUUCCCAAUCGGAACAGUCACAAUCUUGAUAUGUACAACAUAGGGCCUCCCCAUUCCUGGUCUCAGGCUCCCAUGGCCUCUAACCAGCCCCAAUCUUCUUCAGGCAGCAGCGGCAACCAGGAUCUAUCUCCGUCAUGGCAGCAUAACAUGCUAGUGCGCUCCAAUUCCUUUAAUAGCAGAGCAGCCCACCCUGCCAGCUCCCAGCCAUCCGCUACUACGGUCACCGCGAUCACACAAGCCCCCAUCCUGCAGCCGGUUAAAAGUAUGAGGGUUCAAAAACCUGAACUGCACACUGCUGUUGCGCCCACGCACCCGCCUUGGAUGCAACAGGCCGCUUCUGCCGCCCCUGCUUACCUGGAGCCCUCUGCAACAGUUCCUCAGAUUCCUGUUGUAGCAGAAGUACCCAGUUACCAAGGCCCACCACCACCUUACCCCAAGCACCUCCUCCAACAGCAAACUGCACCAUCACCUCCCGCGUAUGACCAAGGGGCUAGUAAGCAUGGCGCAAGCAGGGAGGAACCUGUGGACGACGGGGGUACCUCAGGAGACAACAGCACACGGGAGAAAGUAGCAGAAAGUCCUGAAAGCAGCGCCGCAACGGAAAAGGAGAACAAGCAGAUCACAACAUCGCCCGUUCCCGUGCGUCGCAACAAGAAAGACGAAGAGCGAAGGGGGGAGUCGGGCCGUGUUGCUUUGUACUCCCCGCAAGCUUUUAAGUUCUUCAUGGAACAACACGUGGAGAACAUCCUGAAGAACCAUCAGCAGCGCAUCCGCAGGAGGAAACAACUGGAGAGUGAGAUGCAAAGGGUGGGGUUGUCGUCCGACGCUCAGGAGCAGAUGCGUAUGAUGCUCUGCCAAAAGGAGUCCAACUACAUUCGGCUAAAGCGGGCCAAGAUGGACAAGUGUAUGUUCAAACGAAUCAAGACCCUCGGCAUCGGGGCCUUCGGCGAAGUGUGUCUGGCCCGGAAAGAGGACACGGGGGCACUAUACGCCAUGAAGACCCUCCGGAAGAAGGACGUGCUGCUUAGGAAUCAGGUGGCCCACGUUAAAGCUGAGAGGGACAUCCUGGCUGAGGCAGACAACGAGUGGGUGGUACGCCUCUACUAUUCUUUCCAGGACCGGGACAACCUAUACUUUGUAAUGGAGUACAUCCCCGGGGGCGACAUGAUGAGCCUCCUAAUCCGGUUGGGCAUCUUCAAGGAGGAGCUGGCUCAGUUCUACAUCGCCGAGCUCACGUGCGCCGUUGAGAGCGUCCACAAAAUGGGCUUCAUCCACCGAGACAUUAAGCCAGACAACAUCCUUAUUGACAGAGACGGACACAUUAAGCUCACCGACUUUGGCCUCUGCACUGGAUUCCGCUGGACUCACGACUCUAAAUAUUACCAGAGUGGGGACCACGUGAGGCAAGACAGCAUGGACUUCAGUAAGGAAUGGGAAGAUCCAACCAACUGCCGUUGCACGGACCGUCUUAAGCCUCUGGAGAGAAGAAAGGCCAGACAGCACCAGCGCUGCCUGGCUCACUCCUUGGUCGGGACGCCCAAUUACAUUGCACCUGAGGUUCUACUUAGAACAGGAUACACACAGUUGUGCGAUUGGUGGAGCGUGGGUGUCAUUUUGUAUGAGAUGGUGGUCGGACAGCCUCCCUUCUUAGCAACCACACCUCUGGAAACACAGCUAAAGGUGAUCAAUUGGAAGAGCACCCUUCACAUCCCCCCGGCCGUCAAACUCAGCCCUGAGGCGUCCGACCUCAUCGUCAAGCUGUGCCGCGGCCCCGAAGACCGCCUCGGCAGGAACGGCGCGGACGAAAUCAAAGCCCACCCUUUCUUCCGGACCAUCGACUUUUCCAGCGACUUGCGGCAGCAGGCGGCGCCAUACGUGCCCACCAUCGCUCACUCCACGGACACGUCUAACUUCGACCCCGUGGAUCCCGAGAAGCUGUGGAGCGGCGACAGCGACGGUGAGGAUGACCGCGGAGACACGGGCUGCUGGUUUCGAAACGGCAAACACCCCGAACACGCCUUCUACGAGUUCACUUUUCGACGCUUCUUUGACGACAACGGACACCCGUAUAGCUGCCCGAAGCCCAUCGCGUACGAGGGCCUCAACGAAGACGAGGCCGACUCAGAGGGCCCCGAGCGGGAGACCCCCGACAGCCCGCCUCCUCAGGGCCGGGACCUUGUCUAUGUGUAG
Nerophis lumbriciformis (worm pipefish) is the source of this 3264-nucleotide messenger RNA. The record is from RefSeq and is a predicted model, not a curated record. Lineage: Eukaryota; Metazoa; Chordata; Actinopteri; Syngnathiformes; Syngnathidae.